AAAACCGCAACAACAAAACAGUGUGUUUCUGUGGAGUGUGUGCCGUGUGUGCACUCAAUAUACCCUGGUGUGUGCAUUGUAUGUUGUUGUGGGCCUUGGGGUGGUUCUGCUAGUAAUUUCAGUAAUUUGAUUAGCAAAUCUGCUGCCAAACAUUGCACCCAUGUUUGAACAUGACAGCCUCAUUCUGGAUGAAGAUAAGAUGGGGAUGACGCUCACCACGGGAAGCGUCACCCUAUCCAAAGAUGAGAAGAACCUGAUAGGAAUCAGCAUUGGCGGCGGUGCCCCGCUCUGCCCCUGUCUCUACGUCGUACAGGUAUUUGACAACACCCCGGCGGGCCGGGACGGAACACUCCAGUCGGGAGAUGAAAUCGUCAAGGUGGACAGCACCUCUGUCAAAGGCAGGACCAAAGUCGAGGUCGCUAAGCUCAUACAGUCUGGAACGGGUGACGUCACCAUCACAUACAACAAGCUGCACGCCGACCCACGCCAGGGCAGAACACUGGACAUUGUGCUAAAGAGCGUCAAACACAGACUGGUGGAGAAGAUGAGCGCUAGCACGGCGGACGCGCUCGGACUCUCCCGGGCUAUUCUGUGUAACGAUUCGCUGGUAAAACGUCUGGAGGAGCUGGAAAGGACGGAAAACAUGUACCACGGCGUGGUGGAGCACCUGAAGAAGGUGCUCAAGGCCUUCUUUGAGCUCAGUCGCGUCCACAAAGCGUUCGGUGACACUUUCUCCGUGAUCGGUGCUCGGGAGCCCCAGCCGCGGGCCAGCGAGGUGUUCACCAGUUUCGGGGACGCCCACCGCACGAUGGAAAAGAACGGCGUCAGGCUGCUGAGGACUCUCAAACCGAUUCUGUCCGAUCUGGGAACGUAUCUACACAAAGCGAUCCCAGACACCAAACUGACCAUCAAAAAGUACCUGGACGUUAAGUUUGAGUACCUCAGCUACUGCCUCAAAGUCAAGGAGAUGGAUGAUGAAGAGUACAGCUACGCCGCUCUCCAGGAGCCCCUGUACAGACUGGAAACGGGGAACUACGAGUACCGACUGAUACUGCGCUGCCGACAGCAAGGACGAGCCAGAUUCGCGCGCCUUCGGUCGGACGUGCUGGUGAAGUUGGAGCUUCUGGACCAGAAACACGUACAGGAUAUCGUGUUCCAACUGCAGCGUCUUAUCACCGGUCUGGCGAGAUAUCACCAGCAGUGUUACGACUUGAUGAAGGAGCACCAGUACUUCCCCAUAGAGGUGGACCUCUCCCAGUCCGCGUUCCAGUACGGAGAGUACGCGUUCCAACAGGACGGCGUAGACGAAGAGGAACCCGAGGAGGUGGGUCAAGACCUACUCGAUCUGGCUCGACAGGAGACCCCCUCUGGUGACCUGCUGACUGACCUCACCCCAGCUCCGGCGCCGCCGCCUCUCAGCCACAAGGAUAUCUUCAACUCGUUCUAGUCGAGCAUUCGGAAAGGCUACCCGGGCUGCUUAUGUGAAAAUUCGACUGAUGGGACUCGAAACUUAAUGGUCUAUGUCGUAAUCGCUAGUCAUUUUGUUCUACGUGUUUUGGGCGAAGCGGACUUUGGUGGAGGAUGAAGAAAAUCCGUAGUGACUGGAACGUUGAAGUCUGUUAUGUAUUGCAGCUCCUAUGCGAAAGUUAAACAGAAUGCUAUCGGAAUGAGUCGUAUUUAUGACGCAUAUUUUCAUUAUGAACUGACCCUAUGAAUGUUUGUGGACCUUACAGAUAAGGUUCCUCACGACCGCGACUAUUCUGCUU
Amphibalanus amphitrite is the source of this 1766-nucleotide messenger RNA. Its product is annotated as PRKCA-binding protein-like. The coding region runs from base 161 to 1447 and encodes 428 amino acids. Gene Ontology annotation, molecular function: protein domain specific binding; protein kinase C binding; phospholipid binding. Gene Ontology annotation, cellular component: postsynaptic density; synaptic vesicle; neuron projection. NCBI's taxonomy places the organism in Eukaryota, Metazoa, Arthropoda, Thecostraca, Balanomorpha, Balanidae. Gene Ontology annotation, biological process: positive regulation of receptor internalization; receptor clustering; regulation of Arp2/3 complex-mediated actin nucleation. The transcript has 11 exons. The record is from RefSeq and is a predicted model, not a curated record.